This is a messenger RNA of Pocillopora meandrina, 3481 nucleotides long. The record is from the annotation of a GenBank genome assembly. Lineage: Eukaryota; Metazoa; Cnidaria; Anthozoa; Scleractinia; Pocilloporidae.
AUGAAACUUGUCUACUUUCUCCCAGAAUUGUCUAUUGUGGUUUCUAUCGGAAGCCUUCUUUUGAUCUCGAUAGACAGGCUCUUCGCUGUUGUCUCUCCACUGAAGGCCAAACUCAAAAGUAAGAUUGAUCAGCAUCCUAAACACGUGGUUUGUCGCCAUCGCUUUCCACGCACCUUAUUUCUACAGUUUCAAACUGAUCCCUUACCAAAAUGAGACGUAUUGUAAUUUGUAAUAGGGACCGACAUCCGACCACAUGAAAGCAAAGAAGGGAUUUUUCACAGCAACUUUUAGAGCUUUCAUCCUCAUUCCCGUUGUUGUCCUAGCUAUUGUGCCUAGCAUUAUCGCAUAGACAAUAAGGGAAAAGAGCAAGAAAAGUAAAGAGCGAUUGUCUUGUCUCCAAAACCAUUGAGAUAAACAGAUGGGGAAAAUUUUCAGAUUGGUAAUUUCCAUUGUAAUUUCCUUUGUUUCCUGCAUGACUCCCGUGAUUGUAAUUUUUCUGGGUAAUGCCACAGAACCGCCACCCUUUUGUGCACUUCAGAGGGCUUUCCCCUUUUUUUUCCUCUUUAUGGCGCAUUUUUCGAGUUCAGUAAAUCCCUACAUUUGUUUUAUCUUUACCAAGAACUACCGCGACUGCCUUUAUUAUUGAAACAACUAUCAUUUAGUUAUGCAUAGAGGUGAGGCCGGGGCUGUUCUUGUUCUGUUAUUCAAACCAAAAGAGGACACCUGGAUCAACUACCGUAGUAAAAUAUACUCAGAUUUCGCGCGGGUCCAUAACGCGUCUUGGUGACUGUCAGUUGUGUAAUAACUAGUGAAAACGGAGGAAGGAAGAGUAAAUAGCGCGUGAUGUUUGCAAAAUUUAUGUUUAUUUGGCUUUUAAACUUCAUUAGAAUUUGCAGCUUCUAAUUACUGAUACGUUUUUUUCAAAGUAAACGCAAUCCACUUUAUUCUACAAAUGCAAAGGAGCUCCGAUGCCCCAUUUUUAAGGUUUUCUCUGUUUCAUUUUCUUGUUUUCAUCAGAAGUAGACAUCUUCGAUCCAUUCUGACGAUUAUGAGGAUACUCUUUACCAUAUUAUUCUCAUAUGUUCCUUUUUUUAAACCUCCAAACCUUGUUUAAGUUGACCUCGUUUCCUAAAACUGAGUUAUCAGUUCUCCACUUCUUUCUCUUUUUUUUUUCUAUUUUAUUUUGAUAUUUCCUCUUUUAUUGUUGAGCCAACUAUCAUCUAGUUAUGCAUAGAGGUGAAGCUGGGGCUGUUCUUGUUCAAUUAUUCAAAGGAGAAGACGACACCUGGAUCAAUAAGCGUGGUCAAAUAUACUCAAAAUUCGUGCAGGUCCAUAACACUUCUACGCAACUGUCAGUUGUUUAAUAACUGGUGAAAACUGAGGAAGCAAGAGUAAAUAGUGGGUGAUAUUUGCCAAAUUGAUGUUUAUUUGGCUUUUCAAUUUCAUUAGAAUUUGCAGUUACAAAUUACUGAGAAGUUUUUUCAUCGGAAACACAAUCCACCUUCGUCUACAAAUGUUACAAGGAGUUCCGAUGCCCCAUUUUCAACUUUUUUUGUUUGUUUGCUCUCUCUUUUUCGCUUUAAACCGCAAGGCUUCUUCUUCCCUGGUUUUCAUACUCACUAUAUAUUUUUCUUUCUAUGAUCUACAACUUUUCAUUUUAGUCCAGAGCUUAAUUUCAAGUAACUGGUUGGCCCCAGUGACGUCUAUCUCUAAACUAUGGGCGUUUGUAGCAGGACAAAAAAUAUAUUUUAUCUAUCGGAUUUCUUAUCUGAUUCUUACUUUGGGUGCAUUAGUUAAUACAUGGACGAAGUUGGAAUGAAGAACCAAGGAAGCAAAAAGACUUGCAGUUUAUAGCGAGAAAGGAAGAGUAGAAAAAAAAAAAAAAAAGAGAAAAGAAACAUGGGUAUCGGAACUCCCUCUGAUUCGUAGCCUUAUAGGUAGCUUGCAUGUCAUUUGAGAGAAGACUGUUCAGUAAUUGGUGUAGAAAACUCGAAUAAAAUUGAGAGCAACAUUCGAUGUUGCUGAAUGAACAUGGCUUUGGCAAACGUCAUGUGAUAUUUACCCUUCCUUCCCCCGUUGAAACCCUAUAUCACCUGUGCCGUACUAGUUGUCGAGGCGUGAUAUGGACCUGGACGAAAUUUGACUAUCAAACGAGGCAUGUGAGACAAGUUGGGGGUGGAAAGGAAAAUGAUGGUGACAAAGAAUCAAUACAACAUGGUAAAGGGUGUCGCCUAAACUGUCCGACUGAAUCGAACCCGUCAGUUGCUGAUUUUAACUGAAAUAAAGCGGAAAGACGCAAAUUAAGUGCUACAAGAGAUUAUCUUCCGCUUGCCUCAUGGAAUAAAUCACUUAACUUACGAUUUUAUGGAAGCACACUAGAAAGGUAAGUUAAUCAAAAGAAGCUAAAAUAUCUGCAAUUACUAAAUGUCGCUUUAACACGGGUUGGAUUGCACCGAAACAAGAUUGUGCGGCAUUUCCUUUAAUGUUCCACAAUUGUCAGCUUGCCCAUAAAUAUUGGUAUUUCUUUAUCAUUUAUUUGUAUUCAUUUAAAUGAAUUAACUUCAAAAAGGAACGACUUCUCAAAUAAAUAGGACUCAUCCUUUAAUCUUUCAAAACGAAACUCAGUGCUCCUGUUACAAAAACACUCGUGAAUUGACGAUAAUCAAAACCAAUUAUGACUAUGAACACAACCGUGAAUAUUUUCUCUAAAAACAGCCCAUAUACAACCAGCCAUUCAGCUUCUAAUAACUCAUACCAAGCUUGUGAGAUGACGUCCGACUCCGCUGCAGAAAUAACAGGAAAAGCUGUGGCCUAUAUUUUCAUUUUCCUAGUCUCGUUUUUCGGAAAUAUCUUUAUUCUUGUGGUCAUUUGCAAGAACAAGCAGCUACGAAGAUCCAUCAACUACUUUGUUUUCAACAUGGCUGUAUCUGACCUCUUCAACCCUUCGACAGUCAUGACUAUGAAGAUCGUUAAGGUUAUUUCAGGAUCGGAAUCCUGGAAAGUUGACCGUCCGUGGCUGCUAGCAAAUAUUCUAUGCAAACUUGCUUACUUUUUCCCAGAUGUUUCUUUAGUGGUUUCCAUCGGAAGCCUUCUUUUGAUCUCAAUAGACAGGCUCAUCGCUGUCGUCUUUCCACUGAAGGCCAAACUUGUCUCCUCAAAAGUACGAUUGAUCAGCAUUCUAAGCACGUGGUUUGUCGCCAUCGCCGUCCAUGCACCGUAUUUUUACAGUUUCAAAUUGAUCCCCUACGAAAAUGAAACGUAUUGUAAGUUGAAUUGGGGACCGGCAUUCGACCACCUGAAAACACACAAUGGAUUUUUUACGGCAUCGUUUAUAGCUUUCAUCCUCGUUCCCGUUGUUUUCUUGGUUAUUGUGUAUGGCAUUAUCGCAUGGACAAUAAGAAAAAAGAACAAUAAAAGUAAAGAGCGAUUGUCUUGUCGCCAAAACCAUCGAGAUCACCAGCUAAGGAAAAUUGUCAGAUUG